Molecule: messenger RNA, 378 nt
Organism: Adineta ricciae
Lineage: Eukaryota; Metazoa; Rotifera; Eurotatoria; Adinetida; Adinetidae
Source: the annotation of a GenBank genome assembly
AUGAAUUAUUUUCCCAAUGUCACUCAGUUUAACAUCACAUGUGACUCAGACACAUCUCCUCGUGCAAUUUCAACACUGCUCAAUCGUAUUAUUUCAUUAGAAAAACUUACCGAAUUAGUAUUUACUGAUUUUAUCGAUUUUCCGUUUGAAGAACUGACUCAACUACUGUAUCAUACAGUGAACUUGCAUACAUUGAAAUACGAACUUUUAUGUUUGAAAGAAGCUAAUUUAGAAUCGAUUCAGAGAAGUGAUAUUUUUCAACGGGCAUCAAAGAAAAAUCAAAUCCUUGGAACUCAAUCAAAUUUCGAUCUACAAAGAAAUCGAAAUAUUUGUGAAACUAUUCCUUCGAUUACAAUGCUCGAAAACGAAAAUAUUUAA